AUGAGAGAAGAAGACUUUAGGAUUCAAAAAGCUAUGGAAAUUUCAGAUUUGCCAAAAUUAGGGUCUCAUUUCAAUAAUAGCAGAAGCUUUGCUGGGAUUGCUUGGGAAAUCUAUAAAGCAAACCUUAAUAAAAUGACCAAGUAUUGGAAAUGGAAAACUAUAAAAAAUGCUUAUUAUGACUCAAAUCCAUUGAUAUCGUUUUUCACAUGAACUGUAAUGGUGCCUGUCGGUGGGAGUUUUUGUAUUUUUGGCUGGUAUAUGCUGUUUCUCUUAUACAGAAGAAAAGUUAAAAUAAACAAAACUACAUACGCAAUGAAUCAAUAUCAAAAGAAAGCCUUUUUGCAGAAGAAAUUUAAGAGCAGUCCACUAAAUAAGGAAGAACCCAAACAUUUUAUAUCAUAA
Molecule: messenger RNA, 402 nt
Organism: Blepharisma stoltei
Lineage: Eukaryota; Ciliophora; Heterotrichea; Heterotrichida; Blepharismidae
Source: the annotation of a GenBank genome assembly